Messenger RNA from Brassica napus (rape), 1059 nucleotides. RefSeq names its product transcription factor MYB52. NCBI's taxonomy places the organism in Eukaryota, Viridiplantae, Streptophyta, Magnoliopsida, Brassicales, Brassicaceae. The record is from RefSeq and is a predicted model, not a curated record. Gene Ontology annotation, cellular component: nucleus. The transcript has 3 exons. Gene Ontology annotation, molecular function: DNA-binding transcription factor activity, RNA polymerase II-specific; RNA polymerase II cis-regulatory region sequence-specific DNA binding. The coding region runs from base 163 to 891 and encodes 242 amino acids. Gene Ontology annotation, biological process: regulation of DNA-templated transcription.
GGUCUUCAGCUUUCUUCUUGUUCGUGCAUACCCAUCUUCCCUCACCUACAUCAAACCUAGGGUUUCUUAUAUAUAUCAGCAUAUAUAAUAGACAUCUAUAUAUAUGUAUUUGUGAUUUUAACCAUAAGAUCAGAGAGACAGGAAAAGGAGAAGAAAUAAAGAAUGAUGUGCAGCCGAGGCCAUUGGAGACCUGCAGAAGAUGAGAAGCUAAGAGAACUUGUCCAACAAUUUGGUCCUCAUAAUUGGAACGCCAUAGCUCAAAAGCUCACUGGUCGAUCUGGUAAGAGUUGUAGAUUGAGAUGGUUUAAUCAACUGGAUCCUAGAAUUAACCGAACCCCUUUUACGGAGGAAGAAGAAAAGAGGCUUUUAGCGUCUCAUCGGAUCCAUGGGAACAGAUGGUCCGUGAUCGCAAGGUUUUUCCCCGGUCGAACUGAUAACGCUGUUAAAAACCAUUGGCACGUUAUUAUGGCUCGUCGUGGUCGAGAACGGUCCAAGAUGCGUCCACGUAGCCUUGGCCAUGAUGGCACGGAGGCUGGGCCUGGGAUGAUGGGAUAUAAAGACUGUGACAAGAAGAGAAGAUUGGCAACCACAAUAGAUAUCAAUUAUCCUUAUAGUUUCUCUCAUAUCAAUCAUUUUCAAAUCCUCAAAGAGUUCUUGACUGGAAAGAUCGGGUUUUGCAAUAAUACCACUCCAAUCAAUGAAGGAGCGCUAGACCAGACUAAAAGACCAAUGGAGUUCUAUAAUUUUCUCCAAGUUAAGACGGAUUCGAAACCUGAAGUAAUACACAAUUCAAGAAAAGAAGAAGACGAAGAAGAAGAAGAUGUUGACAAUUGUGUUCCCUUUAUCGACUUUUUGUCUGUUGGAAACUCUGCCUCUAAGGGUUUAUGUUAAUUAGUUCGUAGCACAUGUACUAUAUACAAGGUGGAUCAUAUGUUAAUAAUGACAUGUAGAACUACUAAUCACUUAGAGCUCUUCUUUGAGCCAAGUGUGAAAAUUAGACAGCCCAACUUCUUCUUGUAUAUCAAACCUACUAUUUUUAUUCUAAGAAUGUUUAGUCCA